AUGGAAACUGACAAUAAAUCGUGAGUUUACACUUUGAAAUUUGAAUUUAACACCAAAAACUAAUUUUUUAAUGGUUUUCAGUUACACUGGCGAACUUUGUCGCAGUCCCCCAACUAAUCAAUCAAAGGAGAAGGAAAAAGAGUCGAAAUCUGCAACAAAAUCGGAAAUCUCCUCAAAAUCCACGAAAUCCAGCUCAAAAUCCACGAAAACCUCAAAUUCAAAAGGUUCGGAUCGUUGCGCAGUGAUUCGACUUAUCGGAAAUCGAAGUGUUUAUCAUGUGUCAGUCGACGAUUUCGUGAAAGUCUCAAAACUCAUCAAACAACAACAGAAUAGUGGGAAUUUGAUGACGUCGAUUGAUUUGAAUCGAUUUUCGGAUCAAUCGAUAUUGGCGUUUGUGAAUUUUAUUCAAAAUGGCGAGAUUAGGACGAGUUUGACGUAUUAUGCGUUGACUGAGUUGAUUACGUUGGCAAAGACUUUUUGGAUGAAAGAGUUGAAGAUUAGCUUGGAAGAUGUGGGUUGGAUUAGAGAAACGGGGGGAGUUAGAGACGUAGAGAAGAUAGACAACUAGAGAAAUCAUGAAGAAGUUAGAGACGCAGAGAAGCUAGACAACUAGAGAAAUCAUGGAGAAGAUGGAGACGCAGAAACAUGAUGUUUCCGCUGAAUCAAUGUUUUUUCUUGAAAAAUGACCUAGAAAUCCAAAUUUCCCAAUUCUAGGCCACGUUUUUGAUUUUCUAGGCUAUUUUCAACUUCAGGAUCCCGAAAAAAAUAAAAUUUUCCAUUUUUUGGUCAAAAAUCACGAAUUUUGGAUAUUUUUCAACAAAAUAUCAAUUUCCUCCGUGAAAAUGAGCUGAAAAUGAUUUUUUAAAGCCAUUUUUCACUAUUUUCGGCUCAAAGCUAGACAACUAGAGAGCACGGGGAAGUCAGAGACGCAGAGAAGCUAGAGGACUAGAGAAAAUCAAUGUUUUUUUUUCGAAAAAUCGCAAAAAAUACUCGAAAAAUGUCUAAAAUUCUUGAAUUUGAAGAGAUAAAACCUGAAAAAAUAGAAUUUUUCCUCUGCGUCUCUAACAUGCAAGCUGUCUGACCUCUCUGCGUCUCUAACAUCCCCAUGCUCUCGAGCGAAGCGAGUGUAGACCGCAAUCUUCCGCGUCAGCGGCACUGUCUUCCGCUUCAGCGGCCGGGUUCUCUGCGUCUCUAACUCUCUGGCUAUUCUGUAUCUCUAGCUGUCUGUCUUCUCGAGCGAAGCGAGUGUAAACCGCAAGCUUCCGCGUCAGCGGCACUGUCUUCCGCUUCAGCGGCCAGUUUCUCUGCAUCUCUAACAUUCAGGUGGUCUCUAGCUGUCUGACCUCUCUGCGUCUCUAACAUCCCCAUGCUCUCGAGCGGAGCGAGUGUAGACCGCAAGUUUCCGCGGCAGCGGCACUGUCUUCCGCGUCAGCGGCCAGCUUCUCUGCGUCUCUGACCUUCUAACUCUAGCCGAUAUGUUUUGCAGUGUCUCGUCGAAGCUUCCCGAAACUCCGAAGCCGAUCUCCUCCAAUCGCUCAUCAUCUGUGACGUCACUCACAUCUCACCCGACACCGAACGCCAAAUCCAACUCGCCGCCAUGGAAUCGUUUGAAAAAAUGGUGGCCCUUCCCGAUUUUCACCGUCUACCCUAUCAUCAAUUGUGUCAAAUCUUGUCGAGUUGCGAAUUGACCGUGACUCAACACGAGAUGUUCAUAGUGGAUGUGAUUUUGUUGUGGCUUUCCGGACAGAGAAAUGUGAAUUCCUAUGCACCGGGCCUAUUUUUGUGUGUUCGAACGAAAUUGCUGAGCCCUGUGGAUAAGACGUUGAUCAUCGAACGAAUCAAUAUUUUGGGAAUGCCCGAAAAAGUUGUGCGAUUGGUCCGGAAUAUUCUGGAAUCCACCAACGGGUUGAGAUGUUGUGUUGAUGCCGCGCACAUUGCCAAGAAGAAUUUUACGCGUUGCGGACAGGCGGCAACACUUGCCGCGUUUGGCACACAAUAUUCCGCGUUGCCGCUCAGUCGCCCUAAUUUCAAGAUUAAGAUUAAGAAGACGAAGGAGACGAAAGCGAAGCCGGUUUUUCAUGUGAGAACUAGAAAAUUGGGGUUUUUGGUUUUCUAGGCCACGGGUUUUUUGUUGGAGAGUCUGAGAUUUUUUUUAUUCAAAACACAUUUAAAUUCUAGAUUUUCCCGCCAAUUUUUUGAUUGAAUAAAAAUCAAAUUCAAUUUUUUCCCACCAAUUUUUCUCAUGGCCGAGAAACCCUGAAAUUUGAAUUUCUAGGCCACGAGAUAAUUUUUAAAGAACAAAUUUUUAAUUCUAGAUUUUCCCGCCAAAUUUUUUUAUCAAAAAAAAAAAAAAAUCAAAUUCAAUUUUUUUCCCGCCAAUUUUUCUCAUGGCCGAGAAAUUCAAAAAAUUGGUUUUCUAGGCCAUCUGCAAAAAUUCUCAAUUUUUUUUCAGCCUGACGAAAAUCCAAAAGUGAUGGACCUAAUUCAAAAUCACCCGAAAUCCACGCAAAAAUCUCAAAAUUCACGCAAAAAAUUUGCGAAUUCGAAAAAAAGGAAAAAAAUGUGCAUGUAUUGA
Messenger RNA from Caenorhabditis angaria, 2575 nucleotides. The record is from the annotation of a GenBank genome assembly. Lineage: Eukaryota; Metazoa; Nematoda; Chromadorea; Rhabditida; Rhabditidae.